AUGUGGACGAAAAGGUACCUCGACUUGACAGCAGACCGCCCGCUAUGGGCGUACCUGGUAGACGACCUGAUAAACAGAAACGUCUCACCGCAAGCUGGGGCGAUAAGGAACAACGCCAAGUUCAAUACAUUCCUUCAAUCCUGGUCCCCCUCGACCAGCAAAGCGUCACACCUACCCGAGUACAUCAAACGCAUGCUCAAAACAGCAAAGAAAUAUAACGUAAGCUUCGCGGCAGUUAAGCUUGACGAACGUACCAAAUCUCAACUACCUAUUUGGUACCACAUUGGCGGAACGAACUCUCUGAGGCGCCUCAACAAUACUGGACACAGCGAUUGCCUGCGCAACUGUCAUCGCAUCUUCACAAUAGCAGACGUUCAACGAGCGAUAGACCGUCACUGCUUCACCACCCUCAUAGCAUCGCGAAAUGAUUACUCACCAGAAUCAUGCUCAUGCCAAGCAUGCCGAGAAGACAGAGAGCGAGGAUGUCGACAUCCACACGCAUGUUGCAAAUCAGCGGCAAACCUUCUACGGCAAAUCCUACCCAAGUGGCAUCCGGACCCGCUCCAAGUUAACGAUGGGCUGACCCUGACACGACGCCGGAAGGAUAAGAACGCGCACGCCUUAGUAGAAGAUGGAGAAACCACCUUUAAUCCAUCCUUAACGACACGUGGCCCCCUGUCGGAAGCCAUACGCGUUUUCGUAGACCCCUCCGUACACAGCGCACCACCGGCCAUAAGACAGAGACGCGGCCGCAUAGUUGAAGAAGAGUCCUGUACUGUCUUC
Molecule: messenger RNA, 783 nt
Organism: Rhodofomes roseus
Lineage: Eukaryota; Fungi; Basidiomycota; Agaricomycetes; Polyporales; Fomitopsidaceae
Exons: 1
Molecular function (GO): zinc ion binding
Source: RefSeq, a predicted model, not a curated record